CCCAUUCCAGUCCCGUAUUCACAGCCGGACCCCUCUGCGAGUUUGGGACCUCUCUGUGUCUGGGACCUCUCUGCUCCCUCUCUGAUGGAUGCCUGCACAGGGCUGGAGGGGCAGCCGCACCCCCGACUCCAAUAUGGGACGGUCCCGGGGAGAUACUACUACCAUGAGCCAAACUAUCUGACCGACCUGUCUGACUGUCGACCCGAGAGAGAGCCAGAUAGAGCCCUUGGCUACUGGACCAUCCCUGGUUCCAGAACCGGACAGGUCCUCCAGGAUUACACCAACUGGAGGGCUGCCAUGGCCCCCUCUGAGCCCUUCAAUCUGGAUCUGCAGCUGGGGGCGCACUGGGAAUUGGAGAGGAGGGAGGGUAGGGAGCCGAUUGUCCGUGAGGAGUGGGCAGAGGGGCAGAGGGCUAGGAAGGCGAGAGAGAGAAGGAGGGGCGAGAGUUGGGCGCUGAGAGCUGAAUCACGCAGUCCAUCCCGCUUGAAGAGAGGGCUGCAACCAUCCUGGGACCAGAACUUCAGUUAUCAAGGUCCACGGCACUGGCGGUACAGUCAUACCCUACCCAGAAAGAAGUCCCUGGAUCCCCCUUCAGGAACUCAGCUGGAGAGGGAGGAACGGUGGCUCUGUAACCCUGCUUUACAAGACCCUGGCCUUACCAGGUCCAGGAAGGAGUUGCCGGGAAUGUUGAGAGAGGAGGAGGGUGGCACUGCUACCCAGCUUACUACCCGCUUUCCCGGGACACUCAGUUUUGAGAAGACAAGGCAGCAGGAGAGCAGGGAGGAAUUGAAGGAAAACCAACCAGAAAAGAGGAUGUUUAGCCAGCCCCCGACUUAUGUGCCUCCCCCUCCCUAUAGCGCCCCCCACAGGACUGCAAGAGUCCCGAACCCCAGACCAGAGCCCUCCCAACUCAACAUCAGCACAGCAGCGGACAGGAAAGCCUACUCAGAAUGGGUUUUGCCUUGCAGGAACUCUCCUGGGGAAUGGAGAAAAGAGGGGAGAGAGAAGGGGAUGGAGAAAAAGAAGAAAAGGCUGGAUCCUGAGAUCUGGCCUCAAAUGCUUGGCUAUGGGACGUGGGGCGGCUCCACUGCACUCUCCAAGCAGAGGCCCCAUUUAGGGAGAGAGGGCCCGAUCGAUCGUGAGCUGUCUGGAUCCCCACAGAAGAGAUUUGAGGGAGGAGAGCUGACAGCCAUCCCGGAUAGCAGGAGGAAGAAAAGCAGAGCCAGGGAGACUGUCUUUUGUUUGGUUUCCCGGCCAGGGAGUGAGGCGGGAGGGCCAGGCCAGCCCUCAGAGGUCAUGAGAUCCUUUCCCCUGCCCAAGAGCGUCACCAAGGCAGGACAAAACAGCACUGAAAGGGUUAGAGGGAGACCGGCGAGUGAGGGGUGGGAGGAGAGCAGUAGGAACUACAGAGACAGGGAGAGUAGCACUCGCUUGCCCCACAAAGAGUCCCACUCCCAGACAAUGAACCGGGAGAUCAGUGGCUACUCAAAGCCCCAGGCUGGACGGGACAGAUCCCAGAAUGCUGCGAGGCAUUGGUCCCACAGCCACUGGGAGGAAGGAGAGCGGGGAAGUCGUAGAAGGGAAUCACUACAAAGGGCUGCCAGUGAGCCGAGAGAAGGCUAUGCCAACUACCAGACUCUGCCCAGGGUACGGGGGCCAAGAGCCAAGGACCGGGACAGAGGCAGGGGCAACACCAGCCAAAACAGAGAGGCUUUGGACACCUUUGAAAUUUCAAGCAAGACCUUAGCCCUGAGUGGGCAGAGAGGUUUGUCAGGUUUUCCUCGCUGGAAGGAGACAAAUCAACUUGGGAAUCCCAGGAUCGUUCAUCCAAAAGGGGAGACUGGAAGCUGCGGCCCUACGGAAGACACAGGGAAACUGAGGGAAGAGAGGGGAGAGGCUCAAAAGGACAGCAGCGACAAUGGGGUUUUGGUAAUAGACGCUACCUGUGUUAUCGUUACAGCUGAGUUUAUCUUCCCACCAAAGAAAGAGCAUGUUCAAUACCUGUACCUGGCUAGCACAGAUAAUUCUGAACUACCAGAUAUGGAUCUGAUUCCUUCAAACAGUAACACAGAUAACAUAGAGACUGGACUGCAGAGCCUGGAGUCCUUGGAGAGCAAACAACAGAUUACUGAGACCCUUUCUCCCUGUCAGAGGCUGCUCCUCAACAGCAGACGGAGUCAACACACCCCACCUGCUUCGGAAACUCUUUCUGGAUGCUACGAAACUCAGGAAGCCCAUAACUUAGAAACAAUGGAUCAAGUGGCUAUCCCAUCCCCUGUACCUGCCAAUGAAACCCUGGAGGAGAGAACCAGGAGGAUUUUAGGGAUCCUCCAAGAAAAAAGCCGAUUGGAACUCGAGGGUGCCCUGUGUCGCUGGGAGGAGGAAGGAGAAACUUUGGGAAGCGUGACAGAAUAUGACAGCCCGAGAUCAGAUAACGAAGAGCAAGAGGCCCAGGAACAGGAGGAGGUAGAGGUUUGGGAGAGGGAUGGAGAGAGAGAUGCCUCUGGAGGUAGGGAUGCUGGGGAGAGGAAUGGGGAGGCUUCCCCUCUUGGAUGCUGUGAACCUGAGAAGGAUGAACAGAAAAGAGGAGGUGGAGAGUCUGUCCUUCCUGCUACAGGGGACGUGGUGGAGACAGAAGAAGCAAACCCAUUGGGGGAAGAGCUUGAGGUUCAACCGCACAGGGCAGAGGAAAUCAGUGAACCCCUACAUGGGGUGCCAGCUUUCCAGGAGUUUGAGAACUGGCAAGAGAGGCCAGGGAGUCCCAAGGGAACAGAGGAACACACUGUUCCUGACGGAGAGACCACUGACAAGCCCCCCAGUCCAGCAGAGAUCCCCACAUUGCCUGAUGCCCUCCCCCAACUGGAUGACAUACAUUUUGAAACCGAACCUGUGGAGUCAUCCCCUGAUAACACUGAUGGCAUCCAGCAUGCCUCCAUAGAGGCUAGCCCCCAACAGGAGAUUACAGAAGGAGAAAUUCCUUCUCCAGAGUAUUGUCAGUAUCCUCCUCCUCCUCCUCCUCCUCCUCUUCCCAAAGACGUUGCUUCAAAUUCAUGGACCCUUUGGGAUGCGGUCAACCGAAUCCGCAAACACACCGCCCCCGAUUCUGAAAGCGAGGAUGAGGAGGUGGUGGAGGUGUGGGAUAGGGAUGGGGAGGCAGAUACCUCAGUAGGGAGGGAAGCUGGGGAGAAGAGUGGGGAGGUGGUCCAUCUUGGGGGAAGGGAACCUGGGGAGGAUGAAUGGGGAAGACUAGAAGGUGGGGAAGAGGAUGCAUUCUCCUGCAGCAGCUCAGACAGCCACACCUCCCGGGAUACAGUGAUUAUACGAGGCACCACCAUGUCUGAAGAGGAGGAGCAGGGAGAGAGUGACACUGGGAGUGAUGCUGGGGAGCUGGGGCUGGGAGAGAGUGAGGGAUUUGAGAUUGAUGGAGAUGAUGACAGUGAUGCUGAGCUAAGACCCAUUAAGGAGGAGAUGGAAGGGGAGUUGGGAGGGAAUGGGUGGUUAGGGAAUGAUGUGCAGGAAUUAGAAGGGAGUGGGGUUUUUAGGAGUGAUUUUUGGAGUGAUGGGGAGUUGGGGUCCACUGAAGAGGCACUGGGUGGGGGUAUGCAAUUUAGAAAUGGAGAGCUGGGGCAAACUGAGGGGGGGCUGGGAGGGAAUGGGUGGUUAGGGAAUGACGUUGAGGAACAGGGGGACAUUCAGUGGGGACAGGGAGCUAGCGACGCUCGGAGUGAUGGGGAGUUGGAGCCCACUGAAAAGGCACUGGAAGGGGGUAGUGAACUUGUAAUAGACUGUGGGAGUCCUGGAGAGUUGGGGGCAACUGAGGGGUGUCUGGGAGGGAAUGGGUGGUUAGAGGGUCAUGGUAAGGAACUGGUAUCCAUUCAGUGUGGACUGGGAGGGAGUGACACUGGGAGCGAUGAUGGAGAAGUGGGAGGAAUUGCAGGCAGUGACACUGGGAAUGAUAGGGAAUUGGGAAGGAGUGGGAGUGAUGAAGGGGAGGUGGGGUGGACAGGGAGAGGGGAGGUUGAAGAACCCAUUCAGGAGCGACUAGGAGGGAGUGGGGAUGGGGAGUUGGGGCCCACUGAGCGGGUACAUGGAGGGAGUGGGGGUUUUCAACGUGACACUGGGAGCGAAUGGAAAUUGGUCACUAUUGAGGAAGAACAGGAAGGGGAUGAGGAACAGGAAGUGAACCCCUGUAUCGAGGAAAUCCUGCGUGAGCUGAGAGAGACGGAGAGGGAGCUGUUCGGAACUGAAUAG
Molecule: messenger RNA, 4251 nt
Organism: Acipenser ruthenus (sterlet)
Lineage: Eukaryota; Metazoa; Chordata; Actinopteri; Acipenseriformes; Acipenseridae
Exons: 2
Coding region: 85-4251 (1388 amino acids)
Source: RefSeq, a predicted model, not a curated record